AUGGCCGAUCCACUGAAACUGCUUCACGAAUAUGCCGUCGGGAGACGCACAAUGCGCGAAAUCAAACAGGGUCAUGAUCGUUAUUUUGUGUUCGGCGAUGUUGCUUAUCCGCGUGAUGUCAAAACAAAUUUGAUCGUCUACGGCAAGCAAAAUGAAUAUUAUACACUUGAAUCUUUGUUGUUGCUAUGGGAGAAUCGCGAAAUGCAACACACCGCAUACGUUAAGGAUGCAUCCGGCAAGGGUAUUCAGUGUGUCACCAGACCGGACAGACGUGAGCUGUUGGCGUAUUUGAAAGGUGAACGUGAGCAACCACCACAGAAUGUGGACGUUUUAGCGCCAAUCCCAGCACCGAUUCCUCUAUCGAGAUUGAACGAGAACGAGCCUGAACCGAAAAAGUCACGAUAUGAUGGCGAAGAGAACAGACAAAGAAUCCAGAAUCUUUUGAUGGGUUCCGUGACCGAAGGUAGCAAAAGUGGCGCAGCUGAAGGUGUUCGAGAUUUAAGCGAUAAGUUGACAGCAGACAAAAUUGCGGCAUUGAAGAAUAAACGAAAAAAGAAUAUGGCCAGAAAUACGAUCAAUUGGUUUAUGUUGUUGUGUUUUUUCUUCAGUUUUGCGCAUGCCAUGGAAUUGGAUGUUCCUGAGUUGGGGGGCACGGACGUUGUGGAUCGCGAAUUGAAGAACAAAGAACGUGUUUGGAAAAAUAGAACGAGCGUGAUGGAGGCACCAUCGAAGGAUUUCACUCCUAUAUUCUCCAUUCUGCACAGUCUUAAGGUGCGUGAAGAGGCGGUCCAACGGCAGAAGGCGUCAGCACCGCCGCCUAGAAGUGCAGUCGGUGAACGAUCGAGAGCGCAGCCAGUUGGCUACUCACGUUACGAUCAAGAACGUUUCAACAAGGAUCAAACUGCAGGCUUCAAAAUUGAAACUGGCCUCACUUUCCAAGGCACAUCGCUCAAGGCAAUUUCGUCGGUUGGUGCUAAGCCGAUGGCCGCUGAUUCAACAACGAGUGGCAAUUUGGCGAAAGCCACAUCGUCGGCGAUAGGAGCUGANUUUGAAUUUUUCUCGGAUAUGCGCUUCGUGUCAACCGAGGAACGCAAGAGUGUGUGUCGACGGGAGAAUGAGGUGUUGAUACAAAGAAGCAAGAGCGAAGGAGUGACAGUCCCGUAUCGAGUGGUUGAUAACGCACUCAAACUGAACGAUGACGAGUGGACACGGGUGGUGGCUGUCUUUGUUCAGGGUCCUGCAUGGCAGUUCAAAGGAUGGCGAUGGGGUGGUAAUCCGACGGAUAUUUUCGCAAAUGUUGCAGCAUUUCAUUUGAUGUUCGAUGAUCAACGAUUGGACACGAAUGUUGCAAGAUGGAGUGUUAACAUUCUGAAGUUAUCGCGUACGAAACGACAUUUAGAUCGAGCGAUUCUGGCUCGUUUCUGGGAGGUUUUGGAUCAUUAUAUCGUCAAGAAUAAAGCACAUUUGAGGUAUUGA
Anisakis simplex (herring worm) is the source of this 1476-nucleotide messenger RNA. NCBI's taxonomy places the organism in Eukaryota, Metazoa, Nematoda, Chromadorea, Rhabditida, Anisakidae. The record is from the annotation of a GenBank genome assembly.